CCAGCAGCAGCAUCCCUGUGCACCCUCCUCAUCAAUAUGCGCUUCAGCUCCUGAAUGUAAGAGCCUCUUCUCCUUCUUGCACAGUCAGACACGGCAAAGAAAAGCGGAGCCAGUGUUCACGCCGGGGAGGCGAUGUCUGCCCAUAUUUCAUAUCUGACUCCAUCCACUGCGAGCUGCUGACUUUUACCCCCCUCUUUUUCUCAGCCGACUUUCUCCUCUCGGGCAAUCAAUGGAUUUACUCUGAUUCGCGUCCGGAACCGUCUCGACUGUUGCUGCUGCUGUAAACAACGGGGGAAAAAAACAGAACAAAAAUAGGAAAAAGGGGUGAUGUUUGCUUUGCACAAGGUCCGCCAAUUUCGCGUCUUGUCCGCACUGGUUGUCGGUUCGAUUGUGUGUUGCGCGAAAAGCGUCAAUGAACCGGGCAACAUGUCUUUCGUGAAGGAGACGGUGGAUAAACUACUGAAGGGGUAUGAUAUCCGACUGAGGCCGGACUUUGGAGGGGCCCCUGUUGCAGUCGGGAUGAGCAUAGACGUGGCCAGCAUAGACAUGGUGUCAGAAGUCAACAUGGACUACACGUUGACCAUGUAUUUCCAACAGUACUGGAGGGACAAGCGUCUAGCCUACAUAGGAAUCCCCCUCAACUUGACCCUGGAUAACAGGGUUGCCGACCAGCUCUGGGUCCCCGACACCUACUUUCUCAAUGACAAGAAGUCUUUCGUCCACGGAGUCACCGUCAAAAACCGCAUGAUUCGCCUGCAUCCGGACGGAACCGUUCUCUACGGCCUCAGGAUAACUACAACAGCAGCGUGUAUGAUGGAUCUCAGGAGGUAUCCCCUGGACGAACAGAACUGCACUCUGGAGAUAGAGAGCUAUGGCUACACCACAGACGACAUCGAGUUCUACUGGAAAGGAGGCGAGUCGGCUGUAACGGGGGUGACGAGGAUCGAGUUGCCACAGUUCUCCAUUGUUGAUUACAAGCUGGUGUCCAGAAACGUAGUGUUUUCCACAGGUGCCUACCCUCGACUGUCUCUGAGCUUCAAGCUGAAGAGGAACAUCGGCUACUUCAUCCUGCAGACGUACAUGCCAUCGAUCCUGAUUACCAUACUCUCCUGGGUCUCCUUCUGGAUAAACUAUGACGCGUCAGCAGCCAGAGUGGCUUUAGGGAUCACCACUGUGCUGACAAUGACCACUAUCAACACCCACUUAAGAGAGACACUGCCCAAAAUCCCCUAUGUCAAGGCCAUUGACAUGUAUCUGAUGGGCUGCUUUGUCAUGGUCUUCCUGGCCUUGUUGGAGUACGCCUUUGUCAACUAUAUCUUCUUUGGGAGGGGACCCCAGAUGCAGAAGAAACUAGCGGAGAAGGCAGAGAAGGCCAACAACGAGAGGGCAGCCAAGUACGACGCUGCAAGGGAGGCAGGUAGUAGGACCGCGUCCCUAAAGCGGUCCAAUCAGGUUAAAGGUCUUCGCCACUCACGCUCGGCGGAACCACAUGGCCACGGGAACAUCCUGCUAACCACCCUGGAGAUCCAUAACGAAGUGGCGGGAGGUGAGAUCACUACCAGCGUGGCGGACAUUAGGAACUCUCAGUCCAUGGUGCAGUUGGACAGCACGGCCUCGUCGCACAUCCAGUAUCGCAAGCAGAGCGGCGGGAUCGGCCCGCGCUCUGCCAGCCGGCAUUCCCUGGACCGGGCUGCCCAGAUGAAACGCAGCCGCCUGCGGAGGCGGUCCUCGCAGCUCAAAAUCAAAAUCCCUGACCUGACGGAUGUGAACGCCAUCGACCGCUGGUCACGGAUCAUCUUCCCUUCCGUUUUCUCACUGUUCAACCUCAUCUACUGGCUCUACUAUGUCUGA
Molecule: messenger RNA, 1851 nt
Organism: Plectropomus leopardus (leopard coralgrouper)
Lineage: Eukaryota; Metazoa; Chordata; Actinopteri; Perciformes; Serranidae
Product: gamma-aminobutyric acid receptor subunit beta-3-like
Biological process (GO): monoatomic ion transmembrane transport
Cellular component (GO): membrane
Molecular function (GO): GABA-A receptor activity; extracellular ligand-gated monoatomic ion channel activity
Source: RefSeq, a predicted model, not a curated record